AUGACCGCUGCACCUCCCAGGAAACGGCAGCGGAGGCUUGUGGUGCAGUCAUCAGAUGACGAAGCAGCAUCCUCAAGCACGUCCACGCUACGCCAGGGCCUCAAGACGCGACUAAACGUUACUCGAGCCGACGAUAGCACGGCUGCCAUUUUUUCAAACACAUCCACUACGAAGAGACAUCCUCCGCGCCCGUCGCGCAAGCCAGCGGCGCGACUGGCCACCCCGUCCUCACAUACCUCGCCGACGUCCUCUCCGGAAAAGCGCAAAUCGAGAAACCAGAACUCCGCGGGCAAAUCGCUUCAUUCGUAUUUUGCGACGGCGACGGAGGAGCAGCGAUGGAGCAAAGCGGUGGAUACUACGAGCACGCCGGACGCUGUCGAGGAGAUUGAAGACGAGGAGGAUGAUAUUACGUGGGAUUGGAACCGGGAGCAGUCGUCAAAUAUUGGAACGGGCGCUGGGUAUGUCCAGAGGGACAAUGUGAAUGGACGUACACGGCCUCUGGGGCGUGAGGAACAGCCCAAUGGCAGCCAGACGUCUACGGUCUCAAAUGUAUCGAGAACUACAAAACGGUUUCUUUUGCCUGCUGAUGCUGGAAUUGGACGGUCCGCCGGUCUAGUAGAAGGUGGUCAACUGAGGCCAUGGGCGGAGCGAUUUGCGCCAGCCAACCUAGAUGAAUUAGCCGUUCAUAAGAAAAAAGUUGCCGAUGUGCAGAGUUGGCUGGCGGAUGUUUUUGCAGGAAGGAGUAGAAAAAGAAUUCUGGUGCUCAGAGGUCCCGCGGGCAGCGGGAAAACAACCACGAUAUCACUGCUUUCGAAGGCUCUCAGUUACGAUAUUAUAGAAUGGAAGAGUUAUUCUGGGGAGCAAUAUAUGUCGCCUGGCUAUGUAUCGAUGAGUGCCCAGUUUGAGGAUUUUCUGGGGCGCAGCGAUAAAUUUCACAGCCUUACAUUGUCCGGAGAAUCGGACGGUCCUAUACCUGACGCGCGGAAUGGUGACUCUAAUUCUUCUGGGAACUCCAAGCGGAUUAUACUUGUGGAAGAGUUUCCAGCAUCCUUGAGUCCAGGAUCUUCGGCUUUGAUGGCCUUUAGGUCAACUCUCCAACAAUACAUUGCUGCCGCUGUGCCGCCCCACCAACUUCGGGGUGUAUCAGCGGGGCAAGACCUUGGGUUGAGUCCUCCGCUCGUUAUUGUUGUUUCAGAGACUUUGUUAGGUACCGGGGCUGCUAUAUCGGACAACUUCACUGUCCAUAGACUGCUUGGAGCUGAGGUAUCGAACCAUCCCGGUGUGAGUAUUAUCGACUUCAAUCGAAUGGCCCCUACUUUCAUCACAAAAGCGCUAGACCUUGUUUUGAAAAAAGAGGCUCGCGUAUCGAAACGACGGCGGGUGCCCGGACCAGCGGCCCUCAAAGUCUUUGCAGACAUGGGCGAUGUCCGGAGCGCGAUCUCGUCUUUGGAGUUCAUGUGUCUACGGGGCGACGCCGAUGGCAUUUGGAGUGGAACAAUUGCCAGUCGAAUCAGAAGAGGGGUUAAGUCGGUGGGUGUAUUGACAGAGACAGAAAAGGACUCGCUCGAAGCUAUCACCCAGAGGGAAGCAAGCCUAGGGAUCUUCCAUGCCGUUGGAAAGGUUGUGUACAAUAAACGACAGGACCCAACCAUCAUCAUGGGCCCCAGUGCACAAGCUCCUCAACCGCCUGAGCAUCUCCCGCAAUUUGCGCGCCAAAAGGUCUCGGAAGUUUCGAUUGAUAGCCUUAUCAACGAGACCGGAACGGAUAUACAGACAUUCAUUGCCGCUCUUCAUGAGAAUUACAUUCUGUCCUGUACCAGCGACGAUUUUACGGACAUUUUUGCCGACUGCAUCUCAGAACUAUCUGAUGCAGAUGUCCUCAGCCCUGAUGCUCGUCCGGGCGGCCAGCCUAAUCGAGGCGGUACGAGUUUGUCUCGAUUUUCUUCCCUGACCUCAGGAACUAGUAUCGAUGUAUUGCGUCAGGAUGAAAUAAGCUUCCUGGUUGCUGUGCGGGGAUUGCUGUUUUCCCUUCCAUACCCAGUAAAGAGGCGGGCUGUCCCGGGUGUUUCGGGGGGCGAUGUUCAUAAGAUGUUCUUUCCGACCUCCAUGCGAUUAUGGAGGAAGAUUGAGGAAUUUUACGGCCUACUAGAUGUGUGGACUUCAAGGUUAAUGAAUCCAACCUUCUCUGACCGUUCAUCUGGCUCUGCCACGAGGAGUGAGGGAGUGGAAUCCUGGGGAAGUCGCCUGACGUUUGGUGGCGUAUCCCAAAAGGAAGAUGUCCAGGGGCUACCCGCGGCGGGUAGAUUGAUGAUGUCCUCCCAGGAGAUGCUGUUAGACUAUUUACCGUACCUGAGAAUGGUAUCCAAGGAUGCAUCUAAAAGAAGAGAUCUUGCAAAGAUAACGCAGUUUUACGGGUCAUUUGACCGGCACCCAAAUGUCUCUGAUCUCGACCUUUGUUUACUCGAAAAUCCCGAGCAGGAGCACUGGGUAACAGACCCAGUGCCGAAAUCGCCGCAAAAGAAUCGCAUGUCACGCAAUGGCCCGCCAGUGCCGUCUCAUAAAUUACCAUUGCAAGUAAGGGGUUUGGCCCCUGAGGUCGAAACCGCAGUGGAUUCUCUUGUUUUAAGCGAUGACGACAUUGAAGAUUGA
Ophidiomyces ophidiicola is the source of this 2649-nucleotide messenger RNA. It is a transcript of the gene rad17, whose product is annotated as RFC checkpoint protein Rad17. Gene Ontology annotation, biological process: mitotic DNA replication checkpoint signaling; DNA repair; DNA damage checkpoint signaling. The transcript is spliced from 2 exons. Lineage: Eukaryota; Fungi; Ascomycota; Eurotiomycetes; Onygenales; Onygenaceae. Gene Ontology annotation, molecular function: chromatin binding. The record is from RefSeq and is a predicted model, not a curated record. Bases 1 to 2649 code for a protein of 882 amino acids.